Messenger RNA from Gasterosteus aculeatus aculeatus (three-spined stickleback), 1215 nucleotides. Its product is annotated as trace amine-associated receptor 13c-like. NCBI's taxonomy places the organism in Eukaryota, Metazoa, Chordata, Actinopteri, Perciformes, Gasterosteidae. The record is from RefSeq and is a predicted model, not a curated record. Gene Ontology annotation, cellular component: membrane. Gene Ontology annotation, molecular function: trace-amine receptor activity. Gene Ontology annotation, biological process: G protein-coupled receptor signaling pathway.
GGUGAAAAGAAUAGAAUGAAGUGAAAUACAUGGAGGAAGCUCAAUGAAGAUAGAUGAAACAGUAAGGGGGGAGUUCAGCCACUUUGAGCAAGUUGUCUCCAGAGUAAAAGAGGAGGAGGAUGUGGAGGAAGAAAACAGCUUCAUCAGUUGCAUGAAGAGCACAGCAGCAUCGUGUCUCCUUUCUCUGACAAUGAAAAGUCUUGAAGAAGAUGAACUUUGCUUUCCUCAUCUCAACUCCUCCUGCAGGAAGGCCAUGCGUCCUCACUUUGUAUCUAUGCUCACUUACAUUUUAUUAUCCUCCAUCUCUCUGCUCACUGUGACUCUCAACCUGAUGGUCAUCAUCUCCAUCUCCCACUUCAGGCAGCUCCACACCCCCACCAACCUCCUCCUCCUCUCUUUGGCCGUCUCAGACUUCUUUGUGGGCCUCUUUGUGUUCUUCCAAAUUGUGCUUAUAGAAGGCUGCUGGUUUCUAGGUGACCUGAUUUGUAUCCUUUAUUCUUUUCUGGAUUUUACUAUUACUUCUUCCUCAGUAGGAACCAUGGUGCUCAUAUCAGUUGACCGAUAUGUGGCUAUUUGUGAGCCUCUACAUUAUUCCAACAAAGUCACACAAAAAAGAGUUAAGAUCUGUGUUUGUCUGUGUUGGACAUGUUCUGCUUUCCUUCAGACUCUGCUGCUGAAAGAUAACCUUGAAGAACCAGGCAGGUAUAAUUCCUGCUUUGGGGAGUGUGUCAUUGUUAUUAAUUACAUUGCUGGACGUGCAAAUCUUUUUUUAACUUUUAUUUGUCCCGUCACUGUCAUCAUAGUUCUGUAUAUGAGAGUCUUUGUGGUGGCUGUGACUCAGGCUCGUGUCAUGAGGUCUCAUGUUGCAGUUUUACCUCACAAGUUUUCAAUGAACAUAACUGCUAAAAAAUCUGAAAUGAAAGCCGCCAGGACUCUUGGUGUUGUUAUUGUUGUCUUUCUUUUGUGCCUCUGUCCAUAUUAUUGUGUUUCACUCUCAGGCCAGGACACCUUGAUCAAUGCCUCUUCUGCUACAAUUGUAAUAUGUUUGUUUUAUUUCAACUCGUGUCUUAACCCUCUGAUCUAUGCCUUUUUUUACCCCUGGUUUAAAAAAUCUAUGAACCUCAUUGUUACUCUUGAGAUACUGCAGCCUGGCUCCUGUGAGAGAAACCUGCUGUAGAGACACUGCAUGCUGAGAGGAAAUAGACAAGAAAAUGU